AGCUCAUCCAGCUCUUGUGUAGAUCUGCAGCUGCCGCAGCUCCGCAGCUCAUGUGACUGUGCUUCACUGGAAACAAACAAACAGUCUCGGUACCGGCUCGUUGACAUGAGACGUUUGAGUCCAGAGUAACGAACCGAGCCGACUUCACCUUAAAGUGUCUCUGAUUUAAAAACACCUCACAAGAUUAAUGUCUGUUUUCCUAAACAGUCUACAAAUAUAUUCUGUCAACUCUCACAAACGACAAAGAAAAGCAUCAAGUCCUGAUAUUUAAGAAGUCGUACGCAGGCUGUCGCUCCUCGUGUAUUCACAUUCUGUCAGUGAAGCACAUGAAGAAGAGACAGAGCUUCAUCGUCUUCAUCGUCUCACUCCCUGGUUCUGCAUCCGUUUCCCGAACACGAUGACUCAGUGAAUCUUUUACUUAGUAUUUCCCGGGUUGGUCAGCCAUGCCGCUGAGAAAUGGCUACUCCAUCAACUCCACCCAUGCAGACGGGAGCGAGGACGACGAGCCGCUCAUCGAGAGCGAUGCAGUCCCUCCUCGGUGCUGCUCGACCCGCCUCAACCUCGCCAUCCUGAUGUUCUUCGGCUUCUCGGUGGUCUACGGUCUCCGGGUCAACCUCAGUGUUGCCAUGGUAGCCAUGGUGAAUGACACCGACCCCCAGCCGGCCCCGAACAGCUCCAUAUACAAGACGUGUCCGCUGCCACCAGGGACGGACAACACGAGUGACGCUUUCAGACAACCUGAGGGGAUCCCACAGUAUCCGUGGGACUCUGAAACUCAGGGCUGGCUGCUGGGCGCUUUCUUCUUCGGCUACCUGUGCACACAGAUCCCGGGUGGCUACCUGUCGGGUCACUACGGGGGGAGUAUCUUCCUCGGUCUGGGUGUUCUCUGCACUGCGGGCCUCACCCUGCUCACCCCUCUGGCUGCCCAGCUGGGGUCAGGCUGGCUGUUUGCACUGCGAGCGCUGGAGGGUUUUGGAGAGGGCGUGACGUUCCCGGCCAUGAUGGCGAUGUGGGCUCGGUGGGCUCCUCCUCUGGAGCGCUCUCGCCUGAUGACCCUGUCCGGAUCCGGGGCUAACUUCGGGGCCUUUUUGGCCCUGCCGCUCACCGGCUUCAUCUGCCAGACGUUAGGCUGGCCCGCUGUCUUCUACAUCUGUGGAGGUGCUGGUUGCCUCUGGGCUCUCUUUUGGUUUCUUUUUGUGUCAGAUGACCCUCGCACUCAUCGUCGAAUCAGCGAAGAGGAGAGAGAUUACAUCAUAAACUCCCUCGGACCUCAGGGUACCGGUCACGGCUGGUCCGUGCCCAUUCUGUCCAUGCUGCUGUCGGUCCCUCUGUGGGCCAUCAUCGUCACCCAGAUGUGUUCAAACUGGUCCUACUACACCCUGCUCACCUCGCUGCCCACCUACAUGAACAAGAUCAUGCACUUUGACCUCAAAUCGAAUGGUUUCCUCUCCGCCUUGCCGUACCUCGGCGCCUGGUUGUUUUCGACGCUGUCUGGUGUCGUCGCUGACCUCCUCAUCGAGAGGAAGGUGUUCAGCGUCACCGCCGUACGGAAGAUCUUCACACUCACAGGUCUGUUGCCGGGUUCAGCUUGUCUCGUUGCCGUCGGUUACGCCGGCUGCAGCCACAUCCUCACCGUCAUCUUCCUCACACUCACCUCAACCAUCGGAGGGGUGAGCGCCUCCGGAGUCUUCAUCAACCAGAUAGACAUCGCUCCACGGUACGCUGGAUUUCUUCUGGGAAUCACCAACACGUUCGGGACCAUCCCUGGAGUCGUAGCACCGAUUGUUACAGGAUACUUUACUGAGGAUCACACCCUGGCGGGAUGGAGAAAGGUGUUCUGGGUGGCGGCCGGGAUCAACGUCGGCGGCGCUCUCUUCUACACGAUAUUCGGCAGCGGUAAGAUUCAGCCGUGGGCCCUCACGGAGGAAGAGCGAGCAGAGGCUGAGAAGAAGAGGAGCGCGUCCAUCUCCACAUAAAAUACAAAGGCACAGCUGGAACAGCUUUAAAAGACCUCUGAAGUAUCAGAAUAUAUGCAGUAUUCAGACUUAAACCAGCAGAGCAAAACCUUUUUUUAUAUCUUGGGACCAGGACCGUUUGAUCAGGAGUCAUUUUAAUGUGUUUUCUAUUGAUAAUAUGAAGGUUUAGACACUGCUGAGCAUUUUAACUCAUUUGUACAAUAAUUCCAGUGAAGAGAUCAAAGAUUAUCGAGCAGUUUGGACGUCACGGGACCGGGACAGUUUGAUUAAGAAUCAUUUAAAAGUGUUUUAUUAGCAGUAAUAUGAACUGAGAUGAUGGUUUAUAGUUUUAUACGUCAAAAUCUCAUUUUACACUGAUGUUUUUGCAACAUCUGUUGGAUGUUCACUGCCUUUACCGAUCAGGAUAUUAUGUUUACUGUCAUUGAUUUAACUCUAGUAACAUUCACAUUAUCACCAGACGUGUUUGCACAUGAACUCUGCAGCAGCUCAGGUUAGACCAAAUCAAUCUGUGGAUGAGCAGGACCGAAAGUUUCAUGAACAAAACAAACUUAACAGGAUUUUAAAGUGUGGCUUUGUUUACAUCUGACCACUUCUGGGACCAAAAGAAGCAUCAGACUUCAUCAACUGUGCCAAUAUUAUGCAAAACAAUGAUCCUAGCAGACGGUUUGUUCAAUAGACCAAAGCACUUUCCUCUGCCAGGAUCUGAAUCAUUUUAGUGCCACAAACUGUGACUUUCAGUGAGGAUCUGCAGUGUUUUUAAUUGUUUUACAGACGACACAUUGUUGUUCUUCGACUACAAUCGUGAUUCUUUUUAUAGAAAAUAGGACGUUUAUAUGAAAAAGCAUCAAAGUGCGCUGUGAUUGUAAAGUUGUUUUUUAAAUAAUUUAUUUACUUUCUCUGUGCUUUGAAAAUGUUUCAUGUUGUUUGUUAAAAUGUUUAUUUUACUUUUUAUUUUACUGUGAAAAGAAUCAAGUUUGUUUUUACUGAAAACUAAAAAUGUCACAUCUCCACGUCUGACUGUCCAGACGGUUUCUACAGAAUGUUUUAACCUUACAGUGAAGUAUAAUCUACUGUAAGUGGGAAAACUUGGUUCAACAAAAGCAAGAUGACACAGUCCUACAAUGAAGCACUUAUUAGCCCCAAUUAGUACAUUUAUUUAUUUAUAUUAAGCAAUUAGUCCCUUACACAACUAUGUAUGUUAAUACCAACUACAAGCGCAACUUUCUACAGAUUGUUGUAAUCUUACAGUGAAGUAUAAUCAACUGUAAGUGGGAAAACUUCCAAUUAAAUGUUUCCAGGGUACGAAAUGUUCCUCUGUUACCGAACCAAA
Messenger RNA from Larimichthys crocea (large yellow croaker), 3306 nucleotides. RefSeq names its product sialin. The record is from RefSeq and is a predicted model, not a curated record. The transcript is spliced from 13 exons. Gene Ontology annotation, cellular component: apical plasma membrane. Gene Ontology annotation, biological process: monoatomic anion transport; transmembrane transport. Gene Ontology annotation, molecular function: transmembrane transporter activity. The coding region runs from base 444 to 1976 and encodes 510 amino acids. Lineage: Eukaryota; Metazoa; Chordata; Actinopteri; Sciaenidae.